Antrostomus carolinensis (chuck-will's-widow) is the source of this 1008-nucleotide messenger RNA. It is a transcript of the gene PPP1R3B, whose product is annotated as protein phosphatase 1 regulatory subunit 3B. The coding region runs from base 31 to 891 and encodes 286 amino acids. Gene Ontology annotation, cellular component: protein phosphatase type 1 complex. NCBI's taxonomy places the organism in Eukaryota, Metazoa, Chordata, Aves, Caprimulgiformes, Caprimulgidae. The transcript has a single exon. Gene Ontology annotation, biological process: regulation of glycogen biosynthetic process. The record is from RefSeq and is a predicted model, not a curated record. Gene Ontology annotation, molecular function: glycogen binding; protein phosphatase 1 binding.
GUAUUAGACUAUUUUCCUCACAAACAAACAAUGGCUGUGGAUGUAGCAAUGCAGCUAUACCUAUGUUCUUCACCCUUGCGAAGAGAGACGUGUGCCUGCAAAAUUGCUCCGAAGCCAAGCAAGCCGUUGCGGCCCUGCAUCCAGCUGACUAGCAAGGCUGUGCUGAAUGGACCAGAAGAGGCAGCAAACUCCUUCACACACAACAAAGUGAAGAAGAGGGUGUCGUUUGCAGAUAGCAGAGGCUUUGCUCUGACGAUGGUGAAGGUGUUCUCAGAGUUUGAUGAUCCACUAGAUAUUCCUUUUAACAUCACCGAGCUGAUAGACAACAUUGUGGGUCUGACAACAGUGGAGAGGGACAGCUUUGUCCUGGAUUUUGUUCAGCCCUCUGUGGACUACCUGGACUUCAGAAACCGCCUCCAGGCAGACUGUGUCUGCCUUGAAAACUGUAUGCUGAAGGAGCGCUCUGUUGUGGGAACAGUGAAGGUGAAGAACCUUGCUUUUGAAAAGACUGUGAAGAUCAGGAUGACGUUUGACACUUGGAAAAACUUUGUAGAUUACCCAUGCCAGUAUGUCAAGGAUACGUACGGAGGAUCAGAUCGGGACACGUUUUCCUUUGACAUCAGCUUGCCCAAGGGAAUUCAAUCCCACGAAAGAGUUGAGUUUGCCAUCUCCUUUGAGUGCAAUGGGAAGGUGUACUGGGACAGCAACAAGGGCACAAAUUACAAGAUCAUACGGUCAGAACUGAAGUCUGCCCAGGAAGCUGUCUGCCCCCCACGGGGCCCUGACCUUGUCAGUGCCUUUGACCAGUUUGGGAGCCCUCGGUGCUCCUAUGGCCUCUUUCCCGAGUGGCCCAGCUAUUCGGGCUAUGAGAAGCUAGGGCCUUACUAUUGACCCAAGGACAAAGUCCUGACUGACUGUUGCUGGUGUGCCCGCAGGCCUGGGAGCUGGUCUGAACAUGAGAUGGACGGAAGGCUGGAAGAAGUAUGGCUCCAUGUAGCUCUGCAUAAG